AUGGCCAAGAAUACUGAUAUUGAUGCGAUUAUCAAGUCGCUGACGUUGGAGGAGAAGAUAUCCCUGCUCGCAGGCCAGAACUUCUCCGAGACUGUCGGUCUGCUCGAAAAGGGAGUCCCGGCGAUCAAGACAGCUGAUGGCCCCAAUGGAGUCCGUUCAGCAGCUACAGACCUUAGCAUCAAAUCCGCCUGUUUCCCGGCAGCAUGCAAUCUCGCAGCGAGCUUCGACACAGAACUCGCCGAGAGAUUCGGCCGUGCUCUCGCCAAGGAGGCAAGGGGGAAGAGAGCCCACUGCAUCCUAGGACCUACAGUUUGCAUUCACCGACAUCCGCUUGGAGGGCGUAACUUUGAGAGCUUCAGUGAAGACCCUUUCCUCGCCGGAAAGAUGUCUUCUCGAGUUAUUCAGGGUCUGCAGAGUGUUGGUGUGUCCGCGACGAUUAAGCAUUUCGUGGCCAACGAGCAGGAGACGGCUCGGACGACGGUCGAUGAGACUAUCGACGAGCGAGCUCUUCGUGAGAUUUAUCUACGUCCCUUCGAGAUUGCCAUCAAGGAGGCCAAGCCCUGGGCUAUCAUGACAGCUUACAACCACGUCAACGGAGUCCACUGCGACGAACACAACUGGCUCUUGAAGGACGUCCUUCGUGGAAACUGGGGAUGGAAUGGCCUCGUCAUGAGUGAUUGGGGUGGCACAAACUCAGUUGCUUCCGCCCUCAACGCCGGGCUGGACUUGGAAAUGCCUGGACCUCCUCGACUUCGCAAGGAGGCUGAUGUUAUCGAAGCACUUAAGAAGGGAGAAGUCACGGAAGAGGUCAUCAAUGAGCGGGCCAAGUCUGUCAUUCAGUUCGCUCUCAAGCUCAAGGCCCUUGAGGAUGAGGCGGAUCCUGCUGUUCUCGGACAAUCUACCGAUAGCCCCGAACUCCGGAACAUGAUCCGAGAAGCUGGUGCACGAGGCAUUGUGCUGUUGAAAAACGAGGGAAAUCUUCUACCCCUUUCAAAGGACAAGGUUAGCAAGAAGAAGAUUGCUCUCAUUGGCUUCGCCAAGGAUGCUAUGGCCCACGGUGGUGGCAGUGCCGCGGUCAAUGCUUACCGAAAAGUCACACCUUGGGACGCCCUACAUGAAGCCCUUGGCGAUGAUGUUGAGUUUACAUUUGCCAAAGGAGCCCACCGUGAGCGUCUUCUUCCAGCAAUUAGCAAGGAGGGCUCUUGCGGUACUGUGGUCGGUCUUGAUGGACAACCAGGCUUCAGCCGACAACUGUUCGAGAGUGGCAAGACUGAGCCUGUGUCAGUCAUCUCCCAGCCAACCUCGGUGUAUUCGCCUCUAGGAUCUCAAGAGUCCCUCUGGCGAAGACUCGAGAUUGUUGGAGACUUUACACCAGCUGAGACAGGUACACAUUACAUCGCCUGCUCUGGACUCGGACCUACUCGCGUCUUUGUCGACGACGAUCUCAUCUUUGAGCAGCCUGGAAACUGCUCGGACCCCAUGGGCUCGCUGUUCUUGGCAGCUCCGGAGCCCGAGUUCCGCUAUAGCUUCGAGGCUGGCAAGACAUACCGUCUGCGCAUCUGCAGUGACCCCCCAACAAAGAUUGGCUUGACCAUUCUUGAAGGUCGCAGUGGCGUUCGCCUCGGCUUCUCCUUGGAGUCAGACCAUGAUGCUGAUCUCCUCGGAGAAGCUUCCGAGGUUGCCAAGAAUGCUGACUACGCUAUUGUUUUCACUGGCCACGACCCUCAAUGGGAGACUGAGGGUCGUGAUCAGGACUCUUUCAACCUGCCUCGCAAGGGAACUCAGGAUGCCAUGGUCUCGACUGUUGCGGCUGCCAACAAGAAUACCAUUGUGGUGAACUCCACCGGUGUUGCUAUCGCUAUGCCCUGGCUCGAUCAAGUAUCUGCCGUCAUGCAAGCCUGGUUCCCCGGUCAAGAGUGUGGUUACUCUAUCGCCGACGUUCUCACUGGAGCCGUCAACCCCGAAGGUCGACUGCCAGUCAGCUUCCCCAAGCGCCUCGAAGAUUGUCCAGCGCACGGAAACUUCCCUGGAGAGUACGUCGAUGAUCAACUCAAGGUCAAGUACGAGGAAGGAGUCUUUGUUGGAUAUCGACAUUUUGAUCGCCUUGACAAGGACAAGAUCAACUUCGCCUUUGGUCACGGCUUGUCUUACACAACUUUUGCAUAUGGCCUGAAGAGUGUCACGAGAGAUGAGAGAGCCUGGGCUGUCACCGCUGAAGUCUCAAACACAGGAAACAAGGCUGGAGGUUCACUGGUGCAGGUUUACGCCGGACGAGCCUCUUCUAGUGCAGACCACCCAAUCAAGGCUCUCGUAGCCUUUAGCAAGGUUCAACUACAGCCUGGCGAGAAGAAGACGGUGCAGCUUUCAGUGAAGGAUAGAGACUUGGCGUACUACGACAGUGGUCUUAAGAAGUGGGUAGUUGAUGAGGGAGAAUAUCGCUUCUAUCUGGGUUCUUCGGCGGCUGAUCUCGUGGGAGAGGUUGUUGUGAAGUCGGAGAAGUUGACUUUCGACCCAUAG
Fusarium keratoplasticum is the source of this 2517-nucleotide messenger RNA. Its product is annotated as Beta-glucosidase. Gene Ontology annotation, biological process: glucan catabolic process. The transcript is spliced from 3 exons. NCBI's taxonomy places the organism in Eukaryota, Fungi, Ascomycota, Sordariomycetes, Hypocreales, Nectriaceae. Bases 1 to 2517 code for a protein of 838 amino acids. Gene Ontology annotation, molecular function: beta-glucosidase activity. The record is from RefSeq and is a predicted model, not a curated record.